Molecule: messenger RNA, 619 nt
Organism: Hyalella azteca
Lineage: Eukaryota; Metazoa; Arthropoda; Malacostraca; Amphipoda; Hyalellidae
Exons: 5
Source: RefSeq, a predicted model, not a curated record
CGAUCGCAUCUGCUGCUGCUAAGCGUCUCGGCAUCCUGGUGUCAGAGGCGACUUUGCUUCCCUGCGGCGGAGAAGAAACGAUCGAGUGACCUUCUAAAGAACGUCCCUUUCUCUGCAAAUGUCAUGGAACCCCUGAUAGUUACGAUGCAAGCCGUCACGAUGUGGGCAUUCCUGUUGCUGGCUGCGGUGACUUCAGCUGAAGAACAAUUUGGCAGCUCUGGUGAAGCAAAUGGGGAGUUGACGUCAGGUGCACUAGCGCCUCACGUGCAGCUGCAUAAGGAAGUGGUCAUGCCCCUGCACCUGAUGCGUCGCGCUGCAUCUGAUCCCACAGCCACCAGGCUGAAAAGAGAAUACCCUCGCUGGUUCCAGGCCUACAACUACAAGCAGCCGAGCUAUGACUCAUGGCAGUCUGGCCAGCGUGCGGAGAGGAAGCGGUUCCUGCCUUUCCAUCCGCUGGCGCGCUUCCGCGGUCUCUCCCUCACCAGGGGUAGCCCUGCUGGUGGGAGGGGACGGACGGUGGGAGGAGGUAUGGACUCCCUCUCUGGGGACGUUGGGGAGAGGAGGUGGGGAGCGAACAUAACCCCUUUCUCCGACGCCUUGGAUCCGGCAGUGACGGCUG